Daucus carota subsp. sativus is the source of this 6129-nucleotide messenger RNA. RefSeq names its product brefeldin A-inhibited guanine nucleotide-exchange protein 5. The transcript is spliced from 34 exons. Bases 259 to 5589 code for a protein of 1776 amino acids. Gene Ontology annotation, molecular function: guanyl-nucleotide exchange factor activity. The record is from RefSeq and is a predicted model, not a curated record. Gene Ontology annotation, biological process: regulation of ARF protein signal transduction. Gene Ontology annotation, cellular component: trans-Golgi network. Lineage: Eukaryota; Viridiplantae; Streptophyta; Magnoliopsida; Apiales; Apiaceae.
GCGUAUCAAACACAACAAAAAUCACAGUUAAAAAUACAGAGCUACAUCAAGAUCUGUAAAUUCAACACAAAAACCCCUUUCUCUUAUUUCUUUGAUAACUUUAUGCCCCAUGUAUGUAGUUUGAAGCUCUCCGCACAUCUGAUUCUGCUCCGAAAUACUUUGAAUCUUGAGCCGCGCUUCUUAAAUCUCACUCCAACACUACAUUUCUGCUCCUGAUCUGCAAUUUCCAUCGCAUUUGAAUUGUGAUUGGAAGCCGAAAUGGCUGGUGCUGCUGCUGGAGGUUUUGUUUCUCGAGCAUUCGAGUCGAUGCUCAAAGAGUGUUCUAAUAAAAAAUUUACAGCUCUUCAGACUGCGGUUCAGACAUAUUUAGAUAGCACAAAGGAGGGCAGUAAGAAUUUGGUUUCCAAUAAGACUGAGCAAACAACAACAUCUGAAGGAGAUCAGAGUUUGACAGAAAGUAGUAGUGGACCUGCAAAAAAUGAAUCCGAGCAUGAUUCAGCUGCAACUUCGCCUACUGAUCAGGUGGGCGAACAUGCUGGUAAGCAGGUUGUAAAGAGUCAAACUAUUGCAACCACCUUGGCAAGUGCUGGACACGUUUUAGAUGGAGCUGAUGCAGAGCUUGUUCUGAAUCCACUCCGACUUGCUUUUGAGACGAAGAACAUUAAAGUCGUAGAGCUUGCACUAGAUUGUCUUCAUAAACUCAUUGCCUAUGACCAUUUGGAAUGUGAUCCUGGUCUAGAUGGUGGUAAAGAUGCAAUAAUGUUCACAGAUAUUCUAAACAUGGUCUGCGGUUGUGUGGAUAAUUUGUCCCCUGACAGCACUAUUCUUCAAGUCUUAAAGGUCCUUCUUACUGCUGUAUCAUCAACAAAGUUUAGAGUUCACGGGGAACCGUUGCUUGGAGUAAUCAGGGUUUGCUAUACUAUUGCACUAAACAGCAAGAGUCCUGUGAAUCAAAUGACUUCGAAGGCAAUGUUGACCCAGAUGAUUAGCAUUGUUUUCAGGCGAAUGGAAACAGAUCUGGGAUCUGCUUCCAGCAAUUCUGCCAAACAUAGAAAUUCCAGGGAUGGGCUGGAGACGAAUAUUGAAGAUCUGCCAAAUACGGAGAGCAGAGAAGGAGCGACUUCUUUAGAUGCAUCGUCUGUAAAUGAAGUUAAAGACGCACCUGCUGCAUCGGUUGAGGAACUUCAAACUCUUGCUGGUGGUUCUGAUAUAAAGGGUCUGGAGGCAGUUCUUGACAAGGCUGUGAACCUUGAAGACGGCGAAAAGACUACAAGAGGAAUUGAUCUUGAGAGCUUGAGCAUUGCUCAACGGGACGCUUUACUGCUUUUCCGUACUUUAUGCAAAAUGAGUAUGAAGGAAGAUAGUGAUGAAGUUACUACCAAAACACGUAUAUUGUCGCUUGAGCUUUUGCAGGGUUUAUUUGAAGGAGUCAGCCACUCUUUCACAAAGAACUUUAACUUUAUUGACUCGGUAAAAGCCUACCUUUCAUAUGCAUUGUUGCGGGCAUCAGUUUCUCAGUCUCCUGUCAUAUUCCAGUAUGCAUCUGGAAUCUUCUCAGUACUUUUAUUGCGAUUUAGGGAAUGUCUUAAAGGUGAAAUCGGUAUAUUUUUUCCGCUGAUAAUAUUACGAUCAUUGGAGGGCACAGAAUGCCCCCUCAACCAAAAACUAAACGUUCUUCGGAUGCUAGAAAAAGUCUGCAAGGACUCGCAGAUGCUUGUCGACAUAUAUGUAAACUAUGAUUGCGAUCUUCAGGCUCCUAAUUUGUUUGAACGAAUGGUUGUCACUUUAUCUAAAAUUGCUCAAGGAACCCAAAAUGUAGAUCCAAAUUCAGCGACUGCAUCACAGAUGGGAUCGGUUAAGGGCUCAUCUGUUCAGUGUCUUGUGAGUGUUUUCAAAUCACUUGUUGAGUGGGAGAAGUCACGUAGAGAGUCAGAUAAUCAGAGCAAAACCAACAUAAGUUUGGAAGGUGGUUCAGCUAUAGAAUCUCAUGCAAAAGUCGGGGAAGAUAUACACAACAACUUUGAGAAGGCAAAGGCUCAUAAAUCUACUUUGCAAGCAGCAAUAUCCGAGUUCAACCGAAACCCUGGAAAGGGUAUCGAAUAUUUGAUUUCCAAUAAGUUGGUGGAUAACACCCCAUGUUCAGUAGCUGAAUUUCUGCGGAAUACUCCCAAUCUGAACAAGGUUAUAAUUGGUGAUUACAUGGGCCAACACGAGGAAUUUCCACUUGCAGUCAUGCAUGCUUAUGUUGAUUCUAUGAAGUUUAGUGGAAUGAAGUUUGGAGCUGCAAUCCGUGAAUUUCUCAGAGGAUUUCGGUUACCAGGAGAAGCACAGAAGAUUGAUCGCAUGAUGGAAAAGUUUGCUGAACGGUAUUGUGCAGAUAAUCCAAGUUUGUUUAAGAAUGCAGACACCGCUUAUGUUCUUGCAUAUGCAGUUAUAAUGUUAAACACUGAUGCUCAUAAUCCAAUGGUUUGGCCUAAAAUGAGUAAAGCAGAUUUCAUUCGCAUGAAUGCCUCUAGUGAUGCCGAAGAAUGUGCUCCUACAGAACUUUUGGAGGAGAUAUAUGAUUCUAUUGUCAGUGAAGAAAUUAAAAUGAAAGAUGAUACUGAUGAUCUAGGACGAAGCAGCAAACAAAAGCCAGAAGAAGAGAGAGGCCGCCUUAUCAGUAUUCUUAAUUUGGCCCUUCCCAAAAGCAAAUCUUCAUCUGACACUAAGUCUGAGAGUGAGGCUAUUAUUAAAAAAACACAAGCUAUUUUUCGGAAUAAAGGACCAAAAGGAGUAUUUCAUACAUCAUAUCAAAUUGAGCUUGUGCGGCCCAUGGUUGAAACUGUUGGUUGGCCUUCACUUGCCACUUUUUCUGUUACCAUGGAGGAAGGAGAGAAUAAGGCAAGGGUUGUCCUCUGUAUGGAAGGAUUUAAAGCAGGGAUACACCUUACUCAUGUCCUUGGAAUGGAUACAAUGCGCUAUGCCUUCUUAACUUCUCUGCUCAGAUUUAAUUUCUUACACGUGCCAAAAGAUAUGCGUAGUAAAAAUGUGGAAGCAUUGCGGACUCUUCUGGAUUUGUGCGACACUGAUACUGGUGCUCUUCAGGAUACAUGGAUUGCUAUUUUGGAAUGCAUUUCACGACUCGAGUUUCUAACAUCAACUCCAUCUAUGGCGGCAACUGUCAUGCAAGGGUCAAAUCAAAUCUCUAAAGAUGCAAUUCUUCAAUCUCUUAGGGAGCUGGCUGGAAAGCCAUCUGAACAAGUGUUUGUUAAUAGUGUGAAAUUGCCUAGCGAAUCAGUUGUGGAGUUCUUUACUGCUCUCUGCAAUGUGUCGGCUCAGGAACUUAGGCAGACUCCAGCUCGUGUUUUCAGCUUGCAAAAACUUGUAGAGAUCAGCUACUAUAACAUGGCGCGUAUACGCAUGGUAUGGGCAAGGAUAUGGUCUGUGCUGUCGAGUCAUUUCAUCGCGGCUGGUAGUCAUCGUGAUGAGAAAAUCGCGAUGUACGCCAUAGAUUCUCUACGACAACUUGGGAUGAAAUAUUUAGAGCGUUCUGAACUGGCUAAUUUUACCUUUCAAAAUGAUAUCUUGAAACCAUUUGUCAUUCUUAUGAGGAGUAGUCGAAGCGAAUCUAUUCGAAGACUGAUUGUUGACUGCAUUGUUCAAAUGGUGAAAUCAAAUGUUGGAAACAUCAAGUCUGGCUGGCGAAGUGUAUUUAUGAUUUUUACAGCUGCUGCUGAUGAUGAAUUGGAACCAAUUGUUGAAAGUGCAUUUGAGAAUGUAGAACAAGUAAUAUUGGAGCACUUCGAUCAAGUUGUUGGUGAUUGCUUCAUGGACUGUGUUAACUGUCUAAUUGGGUUUGCCAACAACAAAACUUCGCAUCGUAUAAGUUUGAAGGCCAUUGCACUCCUCCGCAUCUGUGAGGAUCGUCUUGCAGAGGGCCUUGUACCAGGUGGUACUUUGAAGCCAAUUGAUGUGAAUGCGGACAUAAGUUUGGAUGUUACAGAGCAUUACUGGUUCCCGAUGCUUGCUGGUUUAUCUGAUCUUACAUCUGAUUCAAGACCCGAAGUUAGAAGUUGCGCACUUGAAGUGUUGUUUGAUCUUCUGAAUGAGAGGGGAAGCAAGUUUACAUCAUCGUUCUGGGAGAGCAUAUUCCACCGAGUAUUGUUUCCCAUUUUUGAUCAUGUAAGACAUGCUGGUAAAGAUAAUUCAGUCUCUUCUGGAGAUGGGUGGCUUCGUGAAAGCAGCAUUCAUUCACUUCAGUUGUUGUGUAACCUCUUCAAUGCAUUUUACAAGGAAGUAUCCUUUAUGCUGCCUCCAUUGCUCGGUUUGCUGUUAGAUUGUGCUAAAAAGACAGAUCAGUCAGUGGUGUCAAUUUCUUUGGGGGCAUUGGUCCAUCUCAUAGAAGUUGGAGGACACCAGUUCAGUGAAAGUGACUGGGAUACAUUGUUGAAGAGCAUAAGGGAUGCAUCGUACACCACACAGCCUCUGGAAUUGCUCAAUACAAUAGGUUUCGGGAACACUCGAAAUCAAACAAUAGUGACUGGGGACUUGGAUGUUAACAUGGGGGACACCCCGAAAUUCACAAAUGCUGAACAAUCAGAGAAUCCUCAGUCAAUUGAUAUCGGUGCAGUUGACAGUGCAAGGAAUCAGUAUUUAUCUUCAGUUUCAGACCAAGAAAUGGGUUUGCGUACUGAUGCUGAUUCUGAAGGCCUUCCGUCACCUUCCGGGAGAUCUCAAAAACAUGGUGAGGACGAUGACCUUCAACGAAGUCAAACAUUUGGGCAGAGAAUAAUGGGAAAUAUGCGGGACAGCCUUUUUGUCAGAAGCUUUACUGCCAAGCCUAAAAGUCGUACUUCAGAUGUUUUAUCAUAUUCACCAUCGAAGCUCUCUGAUGUUGUCGAUUCUGUGGAGAUUGAUGCAAAAGAUGAAGAGUCCUUGAUUAUGGGAACAAUUAGGAGCAAAUGCAUAACUCAAUUGUUGCUUCUGGGAUCCAUCGAUAGCAUACAGAAGAAAUACUGGGGCAUGCUAACAACUACACAGAAGAUCACUGUCAUGGAUAUAUUGUUCUCUAUAGUAGAGUUUGCUGCAUCAUAUAAUUCAUAUUCCAACCUCAGAUUGCGGAUGCACCACAUUUCUGCCGACAGGCCACCUUCAAAUCUUCUUCGCCAAGAGGUAUCUGGAACUUGCAUCUAUUUAGAUGUGUUACAAAAGUCAACUGGUGGAAAUAACUCUAAAACGGAGAGGGAACUUGGAUUGAGCCUUUCUGAAAAAGUUGAUGCCUCACAGAAAAAUAUUGAUGAGGAACUUGUGGGGAUAGCAGAAGCGAAACUAGUCUCUUUCUGUGCACAAGUAAUAAGAGAGGCAUCCGAAUUCCAGUCUAGUAUGGGGGAGACUACCAACAUGGAUAUUCAUCGAGUUCUAGAAUUACGUUCUCCAGUCAUUGUUAAGGUGCUUAAGGGAAUGUGUUAUAUGAACAAACAAAUAUUCAGAAAACACCUGAGAGAGUUCUAUCCUUUAGUUACUAAACUCAUAUGCUGCGACCAGAUGGAUGUUCGUGGAGCGCUUGCUGAUCUAUUUAAGGUGCAAUUGCAUGCAAUGAUGCGGUAAAAGAUUUGUAUUGUUAAACUUCUCCACCUGUCUCCAUUCCCCUAUCUGUGGUUCGUUCUAUUUCUAUAUAUGAUUUGGGACGAUGAGAUCCAUCCAAAUUGUCGAGCAAUGGAUAUUUGUAAUUAAACUGUAGUUGAUUCUUCAACGAGUACCGUAAUGUGUCAACUUAUCCAGAUCGCUGUACUCUAAUUCUUAUAUGGUAGCUUUUAGUGCAAAGGACAUUUAAAGAGGCUUUUAGGAGAGAGCAUCCCGGCGUCAUUUAGAUUUUGUCUGUAUUCUCGUGAUUUUAUAUAUUAUACUGACUUAUAGAAAAUGAUACAGAAUUUCUGAGGGACAUAGUUGCCAAGUGCUGCCUAUAGCACCUUUCCAGAAUAACCUUUAAAAAUUUGUAGGAAAUCUACCUUUAUAGCAUAUCUGUUCAAGCAAGCUCAACGCAAUGUUAUCGUCAGAUGCUAUUGUUAUAUUAUAUCAAAUGUUAGAAAUCUCAACUUCAAAGACGUGGUAUAUAUCAUGCACAUCCUGGUUCUAUAUUUUGUUUCA